Messenger RNA from Coniophora puteana RWD-64-598 SS2, 1255 nucleotides. RefSeq lists its product as uncharacterized. The annotation marks the transcript as partial. The record is from RefSeq and is a predicted model, not a curated record. Lineage: Eukaryota; Fungi; Basidiomycota; Agaricomycetes; Boletales; Coniophoraceae. The transcript has 4 exons.
GGGGUGCCAGCUAGAUCGUAGCUGCAACAAGUGGGACCUCAUCCCUGAUUUACUCCCUCGUAUCAUAUUCGCUAUUUCGGUGUUCCACGCUUACGGCCAUCAGUGGCCAUGUCAAAUUGUGUAUCAUCCGCGGAAGUGUGUAGGUUUUGGAUUCUCCGACGGAGAGGGCUGCGAGCGCCUCUGGAGUGCGCUUAAAGCCUUGAUUCCUACGUUACGCGUGUCCGGUUUUCAUCAACGACUAUUCGCUCUCGAUGUUCAAAUAACUUUCCUGGACUGCAAAUCAAGGGAAUCCCUUGGAUCCUGGCUGUUCCGACGCUGGCAGACAACAUGUCAACGACUCACAGAAGCUAGUGUAGGUCUCAGUAAUCUAGGUGCGUCGAAGGAAGAGCUGCGUGGAUUGUGGAAAGAGCAGGUCGACUACCAAACGAGGCCUCUUGAACGUCAAUCCACCAAACGCGCGCAGCAAAAGCUCGCACACUAUAUAUCCUUAGAACGCUCCCAUGAAGAGGCUAAGGAAGAACUUGCUCGGGAAAAACGGAAGUCUUCGUCCCGGCGUAACGUCUUCAGUGCUGACGAAGCGUUGAAGCUAGAGGAGACGGAAGCACGUUGCGCGCGUCUACAAGUUGCAGUCAAUUCAGCAAAGGCAAGCAUGGGCGUCGAUAAGCAAACUCUUAGCAGGCUCCAGUCGGACGAAUACUUCGUGGGGCGUCUGAAGGCGCUCGCUGUCAAACGGCAACUGCGAGACAAGCUAAGGCAACGCAAGUUCGAGUUGUCUAGGCUCGAGCGAGUGUAUAGGCAGACGCGGAACGAGGAACGCUUGCAAGAGCAUACGACUGACUCCCUCAAGCGACGCGAGCCAACGAUAACUCAACUUGUGACGCGGUACAAUAACCUAGUCGUGCAGCUGGCGGGCAUCAAGCGGACGACUCCAAAGCUGUCGUCUGUCGUGCUUCCUCUCAAAAUUGAUUGCGACGGGAUCUUUGCUUUAGACGUAGAUGACAACAUCUGGGACGACGUGGGACUCGACGAGUCGUCUACUAACGCCGCUCGCUGGAUGUCAGACAGCAACAUACGGAUUGGGAUCCGACACGUGCUAACCUUUGAUAGAUGCGAAGAGGAGAAGGCCAGGGUCCGCGCUGAACGCACCCGUCUUCAAGAGUGGAGUAGAGGGACGUGGGACGCACUAGUGAAUGUCACUAAUAAUCAAGGUUCGUCGUCAUUACUCUCUGCCGAGUCGGCACUUUAUAGUUCAUAG